Molecule: messenger RNA, 3197 nt
Organism: Williopsis jadinii
Lineage: Eukaryota; Fungi; Ascomycota; Saccharomycetes; Phaffomycetales; Wickerhamomycetaceae
Gene: GCV2
Product: glycine decarboxylase subunit P
Exons: 1
Coding region: 69-3125 (1018 amino acids)
Biological process (GO): glycine decarboxylation via glycine cleavage system
Cellular component (GO): glycine cleavage complex; mitochondrion
Molecular function (GO): glycine dehydrogenase (decarboxylating) activity; pyridoxal phosphate binding; glycine binding
Source: RefSeq, a predicted model, not a curated record
UUUGAUUUUGUUAGUUCUCGCUGUUAACUCACACUGCCAGGUUUUAUCUCUUUUCCCUUCAGUCAACUAUGCUUAGAGCAGUGACAUCAGUGGCCCUGAGAUCCUCAUCUCGCACCCUCGUUAUCAGAGCUGCUGCUAGACGGCUCAUCGCAUCGAAGAGCGACGUGUCCACUGCGAAGUUCAACCAGAUCUACGAGCCCUUAAGUGCGUCGUCCCUGCCUGUUGACCACCUGAAGCCUUUAGAUACGUUCCAGAGACGCCAUCUGGGCCCAAACACCACCGAUGUGGAGCACAUGCUGGGUACCUUGGGCUACACAGAGUUGCAGGACUUCAUCAAGGAAGUUGUUCCAGAGAACAUUCUCGUUCAGAGAAAGCUGAACAUUGAGCCGGAAAACGGGUUCACGGAGUCUCAGCUGAUUGAGCGUCUCAAGCAGUUUGCCAGUCAGAACAAAAUCUACAGAUCCUUUAUCGGUAAAGGUUACUACAACACCAUCACACCGCCAGUGAUUCAGAGAAACAUCUUGGAAUCGCCAGAAUGGUACACCUCUUACACACCAUAUCAGCCAGAGAUCUCUCAAGGACGUCUUGAGUCUCUUUUGAACUUCCAGACAGUUAUCUCUGACCUGACAGGGUUGCCUGUGGCUAAUGCAUCGCUUCUUGAUGAAGGUACUGCCGCUGCUGAGGCAAUGUCCUUGUCCUUCACGAACUCAAAGAAGAAGAAAUCCAAGUACGUUGUUGAUUCUGAUAUACACCCACAAACCCUUUCCGUUUUGAAGACAAGAGCAGCUCCGUUGAAUGUUGAGCUUGUGCAAUUGGACUUGUCAUCCCCUUCAGCUGUGCAAGAAUUGGAAAGCAUCAAGAAUGAGGUUUCCGGUGUCUUGUUACAGUACCCAGGUUCAUCUGGUGAAAUCUCAGACUACACACAUUUGCAACAGAUUGCCGAUAUCGUCCACUCGUCUAAAGGACUGUUUGCUGUGGCUACUGAUCUUUUGGCGUUAACUUUGCUCAAGCCACCAUCAUCGUUUGGCGCUGAUAUCGCUCUCGGUUCAUCUCAAAGAUUCGGUGUCCCAGUAGGAUACGGUGGUCCACAUGCUGGAUUCUUCUCCGUUAUCCAAACAUUGAAUAGAAAGAUUCCAGGAAGAAUUGUUGGUGUCUCCAAGGACCGUUUGGGUAACAGUGCAUUGAGAUUGGCUCUUCAAACUAGAGAACAACAUAUCAAAAGAGACAAGGCUACUUCCAACAUCUGUACUGCUCAGGCAUUGCUUGCCAACAUGGCAUCCAACUUUGCUGUCUACCACGGUCCAGAAAAGUUGAGACUCAUUGCUCAAAGAACAUAUGGUUACACAACGUUACUCGCUGAAGAGGUUGCUAAGAAGCAUACCAUAUUGAACAAGAAAUGGUUUGACACCUUGACAAUAAAACUUGAAGGUGUCACCGCUGAUGAGCUCUUGAAAACAGCUGUUGAGAAAUACCAAAUCAAUCUGUAUAAAGUUGACAGCAACACUGUCUCUCUUUCUCUGGAUGAAACUGUCACUGAGAAGGACUUGAAGGACCUUGUGGAGUUAUUCACUGGUGCUACUAUUGAUACGCAAGCAAUUUCCCAAUUCCCAGUCUUCCCAAAGACUCGUAUCAGAACUGACAAGUUCUUGACGAACCCAGUGUUCAACCUCCAUCAUUCUGAGACUGCAAUGCUCAGAUAUUUGCACCAUUUACAAUCCAGGGAUUUGUCUCUUGCCAACUCCAUGAUUGCCCUUGGUUCAUGUACCAUGAAGUUGAAUGGUACCGUUGAGAUGCUUCCAAUUUCAUGGCCAGAGUUUGGUGCCUUGCAUCCCUUCAUCCCGAAAGACCAGGCUCAAGGUUAUGCUGAGUUGAUCAAAGAGCUUGAGAGUGACUUGGCUAACAUUACUGGUUUCAAGGCCACAACACUUCAACCAAACUCUGGUGCUCAAGGUGAAUUUACCGGCUUGAAAGUCAUCAGAGCUUACUUGGAGUCCAGGGGUGAACAACAUCGUAACAUUUGUUUGAUUCCUGUUUCUGCUCAUGGUACAAACCCUGCUUCUGCUGCUAUGUCCAACUUCAAGGUUGUUCCAGUGAAGUGUUUGAGCAAUGGUUCCCUUGACCUUGUCGAUCUUGAGGAAAAAGUUGCAAAACAUAAGGACAAUUUAGCUGCUAUCAUGAUCACAUACCCAUCAACAUACGGUUUGUUUGAACCAGGUGUUAAGACUGCCAUCGAUCUUGUUCAUGCUAACGGUGGUCAAGUGUACUUGGAUGGUGCCAAUAUGAAUGCUCAAGUAGGUCUCACAUCUCCAGGCGAUUUGGGUGCUGACGUUUGUCACUUGAACUUGCACAAGACAUUUGCCAUCCCACACGGUGGUGGUGGUCCAGGUGUUGGUCCAAUCUGUGUUGCCGAACAUCUUGAACAAUUCUUGCCAAAGCAUGAAGUUAUUGCCAUUGAAGGCCAGACUGAAAAGUCCAUUGACUCUGUUUCUUCAGCCCCAUAUGGUUCUGCAUCCAUUUUGCCAAUAUCAUACAGUUACAUCAAGUUGUUGGGUGGUGCUGGUCUUCCAUUCAGCACUUCCAUUGCCAUUUUGAAUGCCAACUACAUGAUGAACAGGUUGAAAGAACACUACGAUAUUGCAUUUGUCGGGUCUGAUGACAUCAAGUUCUGUGGUCAUGAAUUCAUCUUGGACUUGAGAAGUUUCAAGAACAAAGGUCUUGAAGCUAUUGAUGUUGCAAAGAGAUUGCAGGAUUAUGGUUUCCAUGCUCCAACUUUGGCCUUCCCAAUCCCAGGUACUCUGAUGAUUGAACCUACAGAAUCUGAAAACAAGCAGGAAUUGGACAGAUUCUGCGAUGCCCUAAUUUCUAUCAAGGGGGAAAUCGAAGCACUCGUUGCUGGGGAACCAUUGGGUCAAGUUUUGAAGAAUGCACCACAUUCAUUAAGUGAUUUGGUUUCCUCCAACGAUUGGGAGUCCAGAGGAUACACAAGAGAACAAGCAGUAUAUCCACUUCCAUAUCUGAAAACACACAAGUUCUGGCCACCAGUUGCCAGAUUGGAUGAUACUUAUGGUGAUUUGAACCUGAUGUGUACCUGUUCUUCUGUUGAGGAGGUUGCUAAUGAAUCCUAACUACGACAACAUUUAUAAAGUACAAGACGAAUAAAAUGAACGUUGAAUAUAUCAUUUCAUAAAACUAAUAGA